Messenger RNA from Mollisia scopiformis, 1827 nucleotides. RefSeq lists its product as uncharacterized. Lineage: Eukaryota; Fungi; Ascomycota; Leotiomycetes; Helotiales; Mollisiaceae. The transcript is spliced from 2 exons. Bases 57 to 1670 code for a protein of 537 amino acids. The record is from RefSeq and is a predicted model, not a curated record.
CUCUGAGUUGGCAUCGAUGUGGUAUACUGAUCUUCCAAAUCCACAAAUAAUUCGCCAUGGAAUCAUUUUCCUCUGCAAUGUCGUACGCUCCUGGCUCAGAACAUGCCCACCCCAGCGGUUCUGAAUCGAGCCAGCAAGUAGCUGUCGCCAGCUAUCCUCCCACUCGAGAUGAUUGGGACCGGCACCGACCUCUCAUUAAGCAGCUGUAUUUGGAAGAGAACAAAAAGCUCAAAGAAGUAAUGGACAUAAUGAAGCAACAUGGUUUCAAGGCUACCACAAAGAUGUACAAAGAUCGAAUCACGAAAUGGGGAUUGGACAAGAAGAACAAAGAGCGAGAUAUGCUUGCAAUUGUUCGCAAGAAGCGAGAACGCGAUGCUAUCGGAAAGGACACAUCGUUUCGGGUACGAGACCAGCCAGUCAGCAUGGAACAGGUCUGGAAUUAUCUUGAACGAAAGAAAACGAUUAGAAUUCAGGAAGGAUCUGCGCCUCUCACGCCUCCAGAGAUUUCAUGGAGGACGCCAUCGCCGAUUCCUCAAUCAGCCCAUUCGGAUCAUCACGCAACGUCCACAGAAAACUACCCUUCAGACACCCUACCGGACACGGUCGUGCCAUCAGCUGCACAUGGGGAUGGCGAUUCAGUUAUUGUAGGAGUCCAUCGACCAACGACUCCAUUACCACUAUUUUCAUUCAGUGAGGAUACUGCUCAAAAGACCUUAGAAGCUAUGUACUACCUCAUCUCAGACGCUUCUCCAGUAAACCGUCCACUCUCAACACCGCACAUUCUUCCCGUACCCGAAAGACUUCUUUUCAGUAUCAAGUCCUACAUACAAGGCUCCUUCGAGAACGAGACCUGGAUAGACAGGAGUGGAAGGUGUAUCAAUACCUUCGUACACUGUGAGAUACUCUCCAAUGCUCUUUACACCUUCCAUAAUUACUACAGUACAGCUGUCAGGCUCGCCGAUGAAAGAUCAUACGACGAGUUUCGCAGGGUCCUCUCGAAAGCUUUCGCGAUAAUCGGUGACAUUCUUCGAAUCCAACAUACCAGAACUUUGGACUGCUUUCUUGAAGUUUUCUUAGAUAUGAUACAGAGAGGGCACCUGGAGCUGGUCAGCUUACUAGUUCAUCAUAUACAUGAAAUGUCUAAAACAAUUUUGUUGGUAGAACAUCCGCUGCGACAAAUCUGCCAAUCCCUUGCCAUACUUGAUAAAGAUCAUUUUAGGCAAGCAAUUAUUGAGAGCUGGAAAUGCACGAGUGAUGGCUUUGAACGACGGCUCGGAUUUUUUCAUUCUGACAGUCUUGACAUUCACCUCUAUUUCGUGAGUGCUACCUACGGACCGAACGCCCCUCUCGAGGAGGAGAGACUCCUUCGACAAAUCCAUGCGAAGUUUGUAGAGGAGUCAUGGUUGCGUACACCACAGAUGAUGAGAAUAAAUCUCUUUUCAGGAUUUGCAAUGCAGAGGCAAAGACGAUACUCUGAAGCCGAGGCGCUGGGGAACGACAUUUUGUUGAUAGCAGAAGAUACAGAAAGUUUGAUGGACAAACUCGAUGCGCUGGAACUCGAUGCGCUGGAACUCGUUGCAUCUAGCCAAUACUACAAGACAAGAGGCUCUUGGCGGAGAAGAAUCUUUGGAAUGUUAUUGAAAUGGUUAGCAAUAAGUUUGGAAGAGUAAACUCUCGCGCUAUCGCUUGCAUGGCUCGGCUAGAAGUAUGGUUGCGUGCAUGGGGGCGUGAGGAGGAAGCAGAUGAGUUGAAAGCAGAUAGAGGCAACCGCCUCGGGCCUGAUGACGUUGAGUAUUAGACUUAGAACAAUGAAAUGUAUGAAUGGCG